Penicillium mononematosum is the source of this 432-nucleotide messenger RNA. RefSeq lists its product as uncharacterized. The record is from RefSeq and is a predicted model, not a curated record. NCBI's taxonomy places the organism in Eukaryota, Fungi, Ascomycota, Eurotiomycetes, Eurotiales, Aspergillaceae. Bases 1 to 432 code for a protein of 143 amino acids. The transcript has 2 exons.
AUGACUUCCGAUCCGACAUCUAGUACUGUGGUUCCUCCCUCCGAUUCUGUCCACCACAAUGCCGCUCUUGAACCCUGGCAGCCUGUGAAAGGCCGAGGCCGCACUCACCUGUUGAAACGACAUGCAAGAAAUGCACGAUACCACCCUUACCGAGGGAGUCGUGUCCGUCGUGUGUGCCAGAAGGUCACUGGCAUGGUCGAGUCGUGUGGGAACGAGGCUGACCGUAAGAAGAGGCUAACAGAGGAGAUGGUGGAAGGCAACGGAUCCCUAUUGCUUUCCAUUUCCGACAAAUACGCAAUGGAUACAGCUGGCCAAGUGUCAGAAGUGAUUGUGCCAGCUGUCUCGCAGUCAGCUCAGACCGAUUUGGAGUACACUGAGAGAGUCUCAACCGAGCAGCUGCCCGCUGAGGCAGUAUUAGUAUCUUCUACCUAG